Molecule: messenger RNA, 984 nt
Organism: Prunus armeniaca (apricot)
Lineage: Eukaryota; Viridiplantae; Streptophyta; Magnoliopsida; Rosales; Rosaceae
Source: the annotation of a GenBank genome assembly
AUGGCUUCAGAUUUUGCUUUCAAAGUUCCAGCUGAACUUGAAUCGGCUUUGCGGUUGAACACCGUUCAGUACUAUAUAACUAAGAGGCCGUGGCUUGAUCUUUAUGGAAUCAAUGUGAGACCUGUUGCACCAGUUGGAAGUACAAGUAGAAAAGUACAUGUUGAUCCAGCGCUGUUGCACCGUACGUUGCCGGAUGAGCUGCUCUAUGAGGUUUUUGCACGAAUGAGUCCAUAUGACUUGGGAAGGGCAGCUUGUGUUUGUCGCAAAUGGAGAUACACUAUUCGUAACCCUGUUUUUUGGCGCAUUGCAUGCUUAAAGGCUUGGCAGCUCUCUGGAGUGGUUGAAAACUAUAAGAUUCUACAAGCAAAGUACGACACUUCAUGGAGAAAAAUGUGGCUUCUAAGACCAAGGAUUCGCACUGAUGGUCUGUAUGUGAGCAGGAAUACCUAUAUUCGUACUGGAAUUGCAGAAUGGAAGAUCACUAACCCAGUUCACUUGGUGUGCUAUUACCGGUACAUGAGAUUUUUUCCUUCUGGCCGAUUUCUGUACAAGAAUUCAUCUCAAAAACUCAAGGAUGUAGCAAAAUUCAUGAAUUUCCGUUCAGCCAAGACAGACUCUGUUUUCAGUGGCCAUUACACAUUCUCAGAUGAUAAGGUUGAAGCUGCAGUUUUGUAUCCAGGCAUGCGCCCUACUGUGUUGAGAAUCCGCCUAAGGUUAAGAGGAACAACAGUAGGGGCAAACAAUAGGAUGGAUUUACUCUCACUUGUUACAAGUGGUGUGAACGAUAAUGAGGUUUGUGGCCCUGAUGAGGAUAUCCUUGGGGUGGUUGAAGGGUGGCAGGAUGACGAGACUCACAACCCAGAUGUGCCGGCCGUCUCACACAAGAGGGGUCUAACACCCUUUGUCUUCGUUCCGUUUGAGGAGGUAGACACAUCGUUUCUGAAUCUGCCGGUGGAGAAGAUGGAUUAUUUCGUACCUGGCUGA